UUCGUUCGAUUGCAACUUACAGUGCUGUAUUGGAGUCUGUUUUCAAACGACACCCUAUAUAGAUGCAACAUACAUAUAUAUAUAUAUAUACGGCAACUAGUUCAUCUUCUCGAUAGAGUUCUCAUAGCUACACCAACUGAAACGUCAGUCGAGGAAAUCUACAGGUGCCACUUAUUGUUAUUUGCUAAUCUCGCUGUCAGUAUUAAUUUCAAAAAUAUCAUGGAUUACCAUCGAAACAAUGAAGCUGAAAUGCACAAGACGCCAAUACAAAAAUUUUACGCCGGACAGUCAAUCUUCAUUACAGGGAGUACCGGGUUUCUCGGAAAAAUAUUAAUCGAAAAAUUGUUACGAAGUUGUCCCGAUAUUUCUACAAUGUAUCUAUUGAUACGCCCGAAAAAGGAUAAGUGCCCUGAAAGCCGACUGGAUGACAUAUUUAAAAAUUCGUUGUAUGAUCGAUUAAGAAAGGAAGUGCCUAAUUUUCGCAAAAAAGUUGUGCCAAUUAUAGGCAAUUUUGAUGUUGAAGAUUUAGAACUAUCCGAAAAUGAUAAGAAUAUCCUGAUACGUGAGGUGUCCAUAAUUUUCCACUUGGCAGCGACUAUGCGUUUUGACGAAGAAAUAAAAAUUGCUACGACAAUAAACAUUAUGGCUACAAAUACCAUUUUAAACAUUGCUAAACGUAUGUUAAAUUUAAAGUCAUUCAUUCACAUAUCGACCUUGUAUGCACAUUGCAACGAUAACUUAAAAUUGAUCGAGGAACGUUUUUACACAUAUUCUGUUGAUCAUAAGGAUUUUAUUACAUCAAUGCGUGCUUUACCCCAAAACGAUGAAAAAUUAUCUAGAAUGGCUUCAUUGUGGCCAAAUACAUAUACAUGUACAAAAGCCAUUACAGAAAUUCUUCUCAUAGAGGAAGGCAAAAACUUACCUAUUGGAAUAUUUCGACCUGCAAUGGUCAUGCCUAGCGCUAAUGAACCGAUCGUCGGAUGGGGCGAUAACUUAUAUGGACCAAUUGGUAGUACAAUAUCUAUCCUGCUCGGUUUCACGAGAUUUCAAUGGUGCGAUCCCGAUAUUACGGCGAAUUUGGUGCCUGUUGAUUUUACCGUAAACGCUUUAAUUGCUAGUGCAUGGGAUGUCUCUAAUCAAUGCAGGACAGGCAAAAAUAUGUUAAUUUACAAUAACACAACAGCACCUAAUGCGCCGACUUGGGGCGAAUACAUUAAUAAAAUUAUCUGUUUAAAUCAGAAAUAUCCCUUGAAAGAUUCCAUGUGGUUACCAUUUGUUUUUUUAGUACCAGGAGAAAUAACAUAUAAAAUUGGCAUUUGGUUUUGUCAUUUGCUUCCGGCCUUUUUUGUGGACAGUGUAAGGAUAUGUGUAGGCCGUCGCCCGAGAAUGUGGAAAUUGUAUAAUAAAAUCCACAAAGCUAUCAAGUCAAUUGCAUAUUUUUCAAUUACUAGAUGGCAAUUCACCGAUGAUAAUGUUCAAACGAUGUGGAACCGCUUGAAUAAAGAAGAUCAGCAAUUAUUUCCAUUCAACGUAAGAGAACUUGACUGGACAAAAUACCUUAUUGAUUUUCACAAAGGUUUACGUCUUUAUUUCUUAAAUGAAGAUGACAGUAAUUUAGAAAUUAGUCGUAUAAAUUAUAAAAGGCUUUAUUGGACACACCAAGUAUUUAAAACUAUAUUAAUUUUUUUCACUCUUUGGAUUAUUUGGAUCAUAUUCGUCAAAAUAUUUGCAUAG
Molecule: messenger RNA, 1734 nt
Organism: Camponotus floridanus (Florida carpenter ant)
Lineage: Eukaryota; Metazoa; Arthropoda; Insecta; Hymenoptera; Formicidae
Product: putative fatty acyl-CoA reductase CG5065
Exons: 11
Coding region: 220-1734 (504 amino acids)
Biological process (GO): long-chain fatty-acyl-CoA metabolic process
Cellular component (GO): peroxisome
Molecular function (GO): alcohol-forming very long-chain fatty acyl-CoA reductase (NADP+) activity
Source: RefSeq, a predicted model, not a curated record